Molecule: messenger RNA, 731 nt
Organism: Tetrahymena thermophila SB210
Lineage: Eukaryota; Ciliophora; Oligohymenophorea; Hymenostomatida; Tetrahymenidae
Product: transmembrane protein, putative
Exons: 2
Source: RefSeq, a predicted model, not a curated record
UUUAUUAAAAAAAAAUAAUCAAACGUAAUUUUUAUAUUAAAUCUUUUAUUUAUGACUGAUUUAAUUACUCAAUUAUUGAAUGUUUAUCAAAUUAUUAGUUUUCAAUAGUUCUAAAAUAGUAAAGUUAUAAAGAGUCAAGUGAUGUAAAAAGAAGAUGUAGAAAACAGAAAGAUUGAUGCAGAAGACAUCUCUUCAGAUGAUUAAACAAAUUUCUUAAACGAAAAAGGGAAUUUGAUGCAAUCAAAUGCAUUAUCUUUUGAAACCAGCUAAAAUAGAUAUGACAAAGCUAAUAAAUAAAAUCAAUCUAAUAAGAAUAGCAAUAAUUAACAAGAAUUUGAAUAUUUUUUUGAUAAUAUUUUAACAAUAAAGAUUCCCUUUACAAAAUUAAAGUAUGAAGUAACUUACUGCUAAACUAGUAAAACAAUUUUAGGAGGCGUUAUGCUUUUUUUUAUUAUUUAUGUUUACUAUAUGCUUUAUUGCGUUUUCACUGAGACAAAGAAACAUUGAAUAUGGGCAAGAACAUUCAUUCCAAUCAACUUAAACCAACCUAUUAUUAAAAUCAAAUUAUUUUUAUCUAAAACAAAAACACUUAAAAGUAUAUAUACUUUAAAAUUAAACUAAAUAUAUAAUCCGAAUGUAUUUAUUAACUAAUAGUAAUAAUAUUAAUAGUUAAUAUUGGAUAAAUUCUGAAAAUCUCUAUAUUUAUUUAUUAUAGUUAUUAUCUUGCAAUA